AUGGCUUCUACGGACCCGGAACGCGAGCAGGAUAAUUUCUCGAGUGUCUCGUGGAGCGAGCACCCCGAAGGCGCCGCCGCCGCCAGGCUGCCACCGCAAACGAGCGACGCGGAAGGCGGUGCCGCACCGUCGACUGGCAAGGUCGGCCUGCCUCACGACGCGGCGGGCGACAGCCACAUACUCGACUGUACGGUCGGAACACCCCUCAAGGAGAAUGACGGCAGCAAGGAUGCCUUUGUGUCCUACCUGAUUACGACUCAUUCCACCUUUCCCUCGUUUCAGCGAGAAGACACCAAUGUCAGAAGACGAUUCACCGACUUUGUAUUCCUCUCGAAGCAGCUCAUGCGCGACUUUCCGGCCACCGCGGUGCCGCCGCUUCCUGACAAGCAGCGCAUGGAGUACGUCCGUGGGGACCGGUUUGGGAGCGACUUUACGUCGCGCCGUGCGCAUUCGCUGCAGCGGUUCCUCGUUCGGCUUUCGCUGCACCCGGUGCUGCGGCGCGCACCCAUUCUGCACAGCUUUCUUGAGAGUCCUGACUGGAACGCCACGGUGCGCAGCAAGACGACGCGGUCCAGCAUCCACAGCGACCCCAACGGCUCCAGCGGCGUCUUUGACAACUUUGCCGACACUUUUAUCAACGCCUUCACCAAGGUGCACCGACCCGACAAGCGCUUCAUUGAGGUCAAGGACCGCAGCGACAAGCUCGACGAGGACCUCAACCACAUUGAAAAAGUCGUCGCCCGCGUGGUCCGCCGCGAGUCGGACCUCGAGGCCGACAUGCGCGACCUGGCCGAGCAGUUCCAGAAACUCAUCACGCUGGAACCCGGCGUGGAGCCCGCCGCGCACGCCUUUGCCAUCUCCAUCGAGGACACGGCCGCCAACCUGCGCACGCUCAAGGACGUCACUGACCAGGACUACCUCGGCUCCCUCCGCGACCUCCAGGCCUACUCAUUUGCUCUCAAGAACUUGCUCCGCGCGCGCGAGCAGAAGCAGCUCGACUUUGAGCAGCUCACUGAGUACCUCAACAAGUCGACGACUGAGCGCGACCAGCUUCACACUGGCCACGCCGCCUCGGGCCCCGGCGGUUUCUUCCGCGCCAAGCUCGAGGACGUCCGCGGCGUCGACCACGAGCAGGCCCGCCGCGAGCGCACCCGCAAGCUCGAGUUGCGCGUUGAGGAGCUGACGCACGAGGUGGAAAAUGCGCGUCGCACCAGCGAUCUCUUUGACGACGAGGUCGUUCGCGAGACGGCCGACUUUGAGCGCAUCAAGCGCAUCGAGAUGAAGAGCCAGCUCGCUGGGCUCGCCGAUGCCCACGUCGCGUUUUACGGAGCUGUGAUUGAUACCUGGGAGGCGUAUAUAAAGGAAAUGGACAAGGAGGGUGUCGUGGCAGCGUGA
Messenger RNA from Beauveria bassiana ARSEF 2860, 1395 nucleotides. RefSeq names its product PX domain-containing protein. Gene Ontology annotation, cellular component: phagophore assembly site. The coding region runs from base 1 to 1395 and encodes 464 amino acids. Gene Ontology annotation, biological process: autophagy; cytoplasm to vacuole targeting by the Cvt pathway. The transcript is spliced from 2 exons. Gene Ontology annotation, molecular function: phosphatidylinositol binding. Lineage: Eukaryota; Fungi; Ascomycota; Sordariomycetes; Hypocreales; Cordycipitaceae. The record is from RefSeq and is a predicted model, not a curated record.